This is a messenger RNA of Nannizzia gypsea CBS 118893, 588 nucleotides long. RefSeq lists its product as hypothetical. Bases 1 to 588 code for a protein of 195 amino acids. NCBI's taxonomy places the organism in Eukaryota, Fungi, Ascomycota, Eurotiomycetes, Onygenales, Arthrodermataceae. The transcript has a single exon. The record is from RefSeq and is a predicted model, not a curated record.
AUGCGUUUCUUUACAACUGUUCCAAUCUUCGGCGUCUCUGUCCUCGGUUUCGUCUCAUCUGCUCUUGCAGGUGGUAACGGCGGCACUGCCAACGUUCAGAACGCCUGCGGUAAAGAUGUCUACCUCUGGUCAAUCGCUGACUCGGCUGGAGAGAAGAUGAUCACCCUCAAGGACGGUGAAACUCACUCAGAGAAAUACCGUACCAACCGCAAUGGGGGUGGCAUCUCUAUUAAGAUGGCUACCAACAAGAACCAUAAGGAUAUAUCGCAGUUCGAGUACACGCUCAAAGACCCUCAAAUUUUCUACGAUUUAUCCAACAUUGAUGGCUAUCCAUUCUCGGAGGGUGGCGUCAGCAUCCACCCAACCGACGCCAGCUGUCCCGCAGUCGUCUGUGAGGGAGGAGUCAAAGAGUGCAAGGCGGCUUACAACAAGCCAAAGGAUGACCACGCUACUCACGGUUGUCCUAUGGAGACAGACCUCAAUGUUGUGCUCUGUGCUGGUGGUGGUUCUGCCGGCCCCAGAAAGAUGUUCAAGCCUGUGGAGAAGGCUACCGACCGCCCUCGCCAUCCACAUGCUCGUCCAGAGUAA